This is a messenger RNA of Sorghum bicolor (sorghum), 589 nucleotides long. Its product is annotated as low temperature-induced protein lt101.2. The record is from RefSeq and is a predicted model, not a curated record. The transcript is spliced from 2 exons. Gene Ontology annotation, cellular component: membrane. NCBI's taxonomy places the organism in Eukaryota, Viridiplantae, Streptophyta, Magnoliopsida, Poales, Poaceae. The coding region runs from base 122 to 286 and encodes 54 amino acids.
UCCAAGUACGCUUCUUCUUCUAUAUAAAACGGGGCGCGUGCCACCUUUCGCCAGGCACACACAGUUUCCAGGCGGUUCUUCCCCUUCAGAGAAAGAAGGCGCAUCGUGAGACACAGAGGCAAUGGCGUCGGCGACGUUCCUGGAGGUGCUCCUCGCCAUCUUCCUCCCGCCGGUCGGCGUCUUCCUGCGCUACGGCUGCGGCGUGGAGUUCUGGAUCGACCUCUUGCUGACCGUACUGGGGUACAUUCCGGGGAUCAUCUACGCCUUGUACGUGCUGGUGGCUUAAGUGAGCCGACGGCGAGGACUCCGCGGCGGGGACGAUGGCCGUUGUGCUUGGAGGACAUGUAUGUAUGCAAGAGAAGAGUGAGCAGAGGAUUCUGCUGUGUCCAAAACUAGUGGUGUGUGACUUGUCCCAGCGUGCCUCUGUGUCUCGAUUAUGUGAAUUAGGAGUGACGAUCGGUGGAUGGUGUUGAAUGUGUGUUGGUACUGCGAGCAAAGUUGUGUAAUUCGGGGGUGUAAUUUGUAUCCGAGCAUUGUUUGUUUGUUGUUUCUUUCUUUGAUCAGAAGAUAGCACUGCAAUUUGCUCGAA